Molecule: messenger RNA, 640 nt
Organism: Capsella rubella
Lineage: Eukaryota; Viridiplantae; Streptophyta; Magnoliopsida; Brassicales; Brassicaceae
Exons: 1
Coding region: 23-382 (119 amino acids)
Source: RefSeq, a predicted model, not a curated record
AGAUCGAGAGAGAGAGAGACCGAUGAGCCGGAGGAACAAGAACGGUCCUAAGCUCGAGCUGAGGCUGAAUAUUUCGCCGCCUCCUUCUCAAGCCAGCCAGAUGAGUCUUGUUUUAUCACCGACCCGAUCCAACACGACUUCACCGAGCUCAUGCGUUUCUUCUGAGACGAACCAGGAAGACGAGAUCGACACAACAACAACCUCAAUGGUUCUUGUAGGUUGCCCUCGUUGCCUUAUGUACGUUAUGCUCUCUGAAGAUGACCCUAAGUGUCCUAAAUGCAAAAGCACCGUUCUUCUUGAUUUCCUCCACCAAAACGCUUCCGCCGCCGCCGCAACAGCUCCCGCUGCCAACACCAGACGCAAGAAGACCUGGUGGAACUGAAAAUUGAUUGGUGUUUCUUUUUGGUUUGUGUAUGUAAUGGAGGGAUCUCAAACCGAAGAUCUAAACUAAUGGUUUAUCCUUAUGAUUUUUCUCUCUAGUAGUUUUGUCUUUAGACUAGUGCUAAUCACGCUCCAGUUUUAGACCAGACUUGAACUGGAGCUUGAAUAGCACUAACUUUGCUUAAAAUGGAAGAAAGCUUAUUUUUCUUAUAACUGAUGAUGCCUUAGUAUGAUGAAACAUGUGUUGUUGUUUCGUUUC